AUGUUCGUCCCUCUCGCUAUCCUCAGCUUCCUCUUCAUAACUGUACAAUCACAGUACUACUCCUACUACCCUCAAUACGGCUACGCCCAACCGACCUACUAUUCGAGGGGUUCUUACGGGUACAGUCCGUACUCUUCCUAUGGAUACUACCAAUAUCCCGGCUACUACCAGCAGUACAACAGUUAUCGAGCCCCAUCGCUUUUGGGAAGCUUGUUUGGUGGUGGUGGGUACAACGUCGAUCAGUACGGGAACAAGUACAUCGGUACUACGAGAAAUGGUUUUUUCCUCACGUGUAAUGGUCGAGGAUGUGCUACAAGAGGAUAG
This is a messenger RNA of Haemonchus placei, 324 nucleotides long. The record is from the annotation of a GenBank genome assembly. Lineage: Eukaryota; Metazoa; Nematoda; Chromadorea; Rhabditida; Trichostrongylidae.